This is a messenger RNA of Zootoca vivipara (common lizard), 2409 nucleotides long. The record is from RefSeq and is a predicted model, not a curated record. NCBI's taxonomy places the organism in Eukaryota, Metazoa, Chordata, Lepidosauria, Squamata, Lacertidae.
AGGAGCGGAGUUGUUGUUGUAGAAGAAGGUGGGCGCGCGCGGCAAAGAGGGGCAGCUCCCCCGGGGGGGGAGGGAGCCCGAGCCGAAGGAUGCUGAGGCCUGAGCGACCUGCCCCAGAUUGCUGUGGUUGCCGUUUCCCACGACUUACGGUAUCUCGUGGCUGCUGGGCCACGUCUGGGCAGGAGAGGAGGGAGGGUCACGUGAUAAGCUAUGGGACCUUUCUUCCUUCCUAAAAUGUCAGUUUGCAGCUCAGAUUAUUUUGAGUAUGAGAAAGUGCAAAUGCACCUCUUUCAUGGAACUGAACAACAUCCAUUAGAGUGAAUAGGGAAGGAUAAAAUGGUGUGGAAGCCAUGUGCACUGCCUUCAACUCAUUAGAAGAAAGGUAUAAGCACUUGGAUUUGCUACUCACAUCUGGAACAUGGAAGAAAACAGAGUGAUGGUUUCUUCUCCAUUUGAACUGCGCCUGGUGCACUUGGAUCUCAAGGGAGCCCCACCAAAGGUCUCAUACCUGGCACAGAUCUUCCCAUUGUUCCAUGCCCUGGGUGCAAAUGGCCUUCUCCUUGAAUAUGAGGAUAUGUUCCCCUAUGAUGGGGAACUGAAACCACUUCAAGCAAAUGAUGCAUACAGUUCCUCUGAGAUUAAUGAGAUUUUAAAGCUGGCAAAGUUACAUGAGCUAGAGGUUGUCCCUCUGAUCCAGACCUUUGGACAUAUGGAGUUUGUCCUAAAGCACAAAGAAUUCUGUCACCUACGGGAAGUGGCAAUGUUCCCCAAUACUGUGAAUCCCCAUAAAGAGGAAUCCCUGAAGCUGGUCAGCACAAUGAUAGAGCAAGUUGUAGCACUGCAUGAUGAUCUUCGAUGGUUUCACAUCGGCUGUGAUGAGGUGUAUUAUCUGGGUGAAGGAGAAGAGUCCAAACAGUGGCUGCAGGAAGAAGGAAAUACGAUAGAAAAACUGUGCCUGUCCCACAUGAAAGCCGUGGCCAGCCAUGUAGUCUCAGCCUACCCUACAGUGAAACCUAUUGUGUGGGAUGACAUGCUGAGGGGAAUGAGUGAAAAAACACUGAGAGAGUCUGGGAUAGCACAGCUUACAGAGCUGAUGAUCUGGGACUACUCCCCGGACCUUGAUGUGGAUAGUAAAGCAACUCUCAUAAAAAAGUACCAGAAGUGUGACUUCUCAAAGCUGUGGUUUGCUAGUGCUUUUAAAGGGGCCACAGGAGUCAACCAGUGCCUGACCCUCAUUGGGCACCACCUUAAAAACCAUGAGCAGUGGUUGAAAGUGGCUGAAAGCAGUCCUGCCGGUAUCAUCCAAGGAAUCAUCCUGACCGGUUGGCAAAGGUGGCUAUUCAGAAAAGGUGAAAGAAGAUGUAGAAAAAUCCCUGGGGAUCUCCAGUUUGGAAAUAGACACUUAUAUGAGGUAAUGGCCCCAACUUCUAGAUUGCAACGGCAUUUCUGGCAGCAAUAUCAUGGGGAAUGGGGAAUGUGCAAGCUCUUCACUUUCAGACCCAAUGGGUAUCAGGCCCAAUGGGUUAGGGACAAAGUUCACUCUUGCCCAAUUCUCUUCUUGAACAGUGACAUCUCAGGGACUUUCCCGGGAAGUGAAAUUCUCUCGCUGGUGACCCAAAUUACAUUCUACCUCAAGUCCUCAGUGGAUGAACUUCUGGAAAACAACAGGUACGUCACAGGCUGGUUCAGCCCCUACCACAGAAAGAGGAAGAAGAUUCAUCCUAUAAUGAUUCAUCACUUUCAGCCAGAUGCGCUAAGGCUUUUGACCAAGUGGACUACUGUGACCCAGGAGCUCCAAACAGCAAUGGAAAAGACAUUCUUUAUAUCUGCUGCAGAAGAAUGGAUGGAGGAGAAUGUCCAACCCAGCAUGCAAAGACUUCAGGGAACAAUAGAUGAUCUGGACAGAGCAAUACAGGCAUUAUCCUAGUACUCUUACAGACAGCUUUGCAGAUUUGAAGCCCAGCAUGGUACAGCGAGCAUCAUGCAGCUAGAUUAGCAUGUGUAAGCCGGGGAGAUAAUCUUCAGGUGUUGUGCUAACAGUCUUGGAAUUCAUCUUAAGAAGAAAUUUUGAAGACAUACAGACUGUCUCAGGUCUUUCCCUUUCUUCUGAAAAUGUACCAGCAAUCACACUGUGUGCAUAGAAGUGAGAGCAGGCUCCAAGAUUUCUCAUGGAUUUGUUAAGAUUGAUUCCAGACUUUUACAAUUUAAAAACCUGUGCAUAAGACACUUUAAAUAAAUCAAAAAAAGUUGCACAAUCCAUUUAUUAGUAUGCUUUGAACAUCUCCAAUGGUGUGUUGGGGAAGCCUCAUUAUGCCCCGAAACAAACAGAUUUCUCAAGAAGGAAGAAGGAAUAAGUUGCCCAAAGCAGAUCAGAAGAAAAUGUUCUGAGUUUCUUCAUUUUGGCCCCAA